AUGCUACCCGUCUUGCUUGUUCUUUUCGGGCAUUUCUCUGCUGGGGCCCUGGUCGGUCCUUGUCGGUGCGCAGAGGGCGGCGACACGAGCGAGGGAGCGCAGCAGCUUUUAAUCUUGCCUCGACGGCAGCACCGCGCCCACGGCCACGACAACGGAGGCAGACAGAGGCAAGGCAUUGGAACGCCAGAAGCAUCGUCCCAGAUUGCCUCGUCGAUCUCGCCCUGGCCGUGGCCAACCAACGGUGGCAAGGGGCUUGCGCUACCCAUGCCAGCUUCCAGCCGGUGCCCCGUCCUUGUACCGGGCGUGCUUUGGCAGGCCAGGGCAGGCCAGGGCCGGGCCAGGGCAGCCUCUCGCCCUCUGCUCACCUCAGCUUAUCGCUCGCCUGCCACUGGUCUGCCAUGCCCCCGUCGAACAAAAAAGAAACACGCGCUGCCCCCACUGUCUGCCAAAACAAACACUCAUUCAAGCCGCUGUCAUUUCCACGCUUUUUCUUGCAUCUCGCUCUCGCACUUGCACUUGCAAUGCACUGCACUGCACUGCACUCCACUCCACCGCACUGUACCGCACCGGAGCCAGAGCGCGGUACGCUGCACGCCUGCGACCCAAACCAUGUCUGUAUUGAAUUUCAGUGGGACACGUCGCUCCUGCUCCUGCUCCUGCACGCCAACGGUGCCCGUGGCUUGCUGGGGGGGAGACUACCGUCACGAUCUCCAUCUCCCUGCAGCCCGCCCACCUGCAAGUCCAUCGACAGCGACGUUGUGUGCCUCGUUGCAACUCAGGUACCCGUCUCUCAACCAUGCGCAUGCCUUCACACCCGCUGUAAGGGCCUUCCCUGCUCCGGCCAGCGGGCCCCCCUCCCCCAAGACCACAACCGUCGCCCGCCGGCCCAAACGGCUGCGCAUCGCUGGCGCCUGCUUUUUCGUCUGUCCCGGCUUCCGCUUUUUCGGCGGCCCGCAGUUGACUCAUUGCCAACGCCAAUACGAAGCAUGCAACUACGGGCUACAUAGCUACUUACAGGGAACGCCAACUGUCACACCUACGUCAAUUUUUGCCUCGCUUGCUGCUUUCCGCCACGCCUACGAGGCGCAUGAUCCAAUACCACUGUGCAUCCAUCCACCAAAACAUUGCUCCAGAGUUUGGCCCCUAGCCACAAGUCUGAACUUACUUUCCCUUCUGCCUCUUACACCUACAACUAAGCCGAACCGCUGGGGGAGGGGGCAAUGCAUGACGACAAGCCAUUCCUCGCCCUCGACCGACCAUUUCCAGCCCUCCCCUCGUCUCCACCAGGGUUGGCACUAUCUCGGGCAUACUACCACCCCAGUGAACGCAUAG
Bipolaris victoriae FI3 is the source of this 1332-nucleotide messenger RNA. RefSeq lists its product as hypothetical. The transcript is spliced from 2 exons. The record is from RefSeq and is a predicted model, not a curated record. The coding region runs from base 1 to 1332 and encodes 443 amino acids. Lineage: Eukaryota; Fungi; Ascomycota; Dothideomycetes; Pleosporales; Pleosporaceae.